This is a messenger RNA of Lizanozyma spartinae, 1278 nucleotides long. RefSeq names its product proteasome regulatory particle lid subunit (gene RPN6). The transcript has a single exon. Gene Ontology annotation, biological process: ubiquitin-dependent protein catabolic process. Bases 1 to 1278 code for a protein of 425 amino acids. Gene Ontology annotation, molecular function: protein binding; structural molecule activity. The record is from RefSeq and is a predicted model, not a curated record. NCBI's taxonomy places the organism in Eukaryota, Fungi, Ascomycota, Pichiomycetes, Serinales, Debaryomycetaceae. Gene Ontology annotation, cellular component: proteasome regulatory particle, lid subcomplex.
AUGACCGUAAGCAAUUUACUUGAAGAAGCGCGUCGAUUGGCGGCAAGCGAUGAUCUCGGAGGAGCGGAAGCCAAAUAUUAUGAGAUCAUCAACGGACCUCGAGAUCAACCACAACAACAGACUUUAACCACCAACCAGUUGGCGGAGUUAGAGGCGGCGAUAUUGGAGUUAGGGAAGGUGUACCAAACGCUGGAUCAAAUGCAACAAUUGGUUGAGUUGAUUAAACAGUCACGAUUGGUGUUGGGGUCUUUUGCCAAACUGAAGACAUCCAAAAUAGUCAAAACUUUGAUUGAAGAUUUUGACACUAUUCCUGACUCUCUUGACUGUCAGAUAAGCGCCACUAGAGAGUGCAUCGACUGGGCCGUUGAAAGCAAGUUGUCGUUUUUGAGACAACUGCUUCAGUAUAAAUUGGCCGGUGUGUUAUACAAGAAGGGCAUAUACCAGGAGGCCUUAAAGCUUAUAAAUGAUUUACUAUUGGAAUAUAAAAAGUUGGACGAUAAGUCUUCAUUGGUUGAAGUUCAAUUGUUAGAGUCGAAGAUUUACCAUGCGUUGCGUAAUAUCCCUAAGUCCAAAGCGGCUUUAACCAGUGCCAGAACUUCAGCCAAUUCUAUAUUCUGCCCCACGUUAUUACAAGCUGAAUUGGACUGUCAAAGUGGUACGUUAAAUUCCGAGGACGGAGACUAUAAAACGGCGUUCUCCUAUUUCUAUGAGUCCUUUGAGGGGUAUAACACUCAAGAAGAUUCAAGAGCCAUUGUGGUGUUGAAAUAUAUGCUUUUAACAAAGAUCAUGGUUAAUUUGAUUGAUGAUGUCAAUGUGAUAGUCAAGAGUAAAAAUGCCUUAAAAUAUCAAUCCAAAGAUAUCGAUGCUAUGAAGGCCAUUGCUACUGCUUAUUCCACCAGAUCUUUAAAAGAUUUUGAAUUGGCUUUGGCUCAAUAUGCUGUGGAAUUGAAAUCAGAUCCUAUCAUCAAAUCUCAUUUCAAUGCUUUAUAUGAUAAUUUGUUGCAACAGAAUUUAUUGAAAAUCAUUGAAUCUUAUAGUUGUGUUGAGUUAUCUCAUAUUUCCGAGACUGUGGGGUUGAAUUUACAACAAGUGGAAGGGAAAUUGUCUCAAAUGAUUUUAGAUAAAGUCUUUUAUGGAGUAUUGGAUCAAGGCAAUGGCUGGCUUAUAGUUUAUGAUGAACCAAAGAAGGGAGAAACCUAUGAAGCUUCAUUGGAUCUUGUCAAGAACUUAUCGAAUGCUGUUGAAUUGUUAUACCAAAAGGCAUCAGCUUUGAAUUGA